This is a messenger RNA of Camponotus floridanus (Florida carpenter ant), 595 nucleotides long. RefSeq lists its product as uncharacterized. The record is from RefSeq and is a predicted model, not a curated record. The transcript is spliced from 2 exons. The coding region runs from base 14 to 589 and encodes 191 amino acids. NCBI's taxonomy places the organism in Eukaryota, Metazoa, Arthropoda, Insecta, Hymenoptera, Formicidae. Gene Ontology annotation, molecular function: DNA binding.
AAAAAUAAGAAUUAUGAAAAAUAAAGAUGAAUACAUUGAAAAAAAAUUAAUAUACGAAGCAGCCGUUAAAGACUAUAUAGAAAGGAAAUUAUCUGGAAAGAAAACAUCCGUAAAGAAAAUUGCAGAUAUUCACAACAUUGGUUACUCUACUUUACAAAGAGAAAUAAAAAAUCGUUAUACGUUAGGGGAGAAAUAUCAAUAUGAUCAUAUGACAAAAACAAAUGGUGUUAUCUUCUCAUAUCAACAAGAAGAAUUGCUUUUAAAGAUAUUAAAAGAGUCUUUAAUGUCACAAUUUACACGUACAGGUCAAGCUUGCCGUUGUAGAACUUGCUUUUUAUUAAAAUUAUCAACAUCUGCUUACGAAUUUACUGCAAGUAAUACCAAAAAAUGUCCACCAUAUUGGACGACAAUUAAACAUGCGGAUAUGAGUUUUCUCGAAGAGUUUGAAAUGAGGCACAGAUCCGAAAUUUCCAAAUUUUGCAUUGAGAAUUGCAAUUUGGUUCUCGAAACUGUUCGACUGCGUUCGUUUUACAUCCGCAAAUUGUCCAGUAUAUAUAUUAUGCAGAAUUAUAUGAUGAACAAACAAUAAUCUAGC